UCCAAUCACAGCUGAUCACAUGUAAACACGGAAAUGCCGGUUAGUGUCCAUUAGUGCCUGCUCUGUUGUCAUCCAUGCCACCUGCCAGUGCCACAUUUCAGUGCCCAUCUGAGCUGCCUUUCAAUGUCACCCAUCAGUGCCGCCUAACAGUGCCAGUCAGUGCCAUCUAACAGUGCCAGUCAUUAGUGCUGCCUAUCAGUGCCAUAUAUGAGUGCUGCCUUUCAGUGCCCAUCAGUGAUGCCUGUCAAUGCCCAUCAGUGCCACCUACCAGUGCCUCCUCAACAGUGCCCAUCAGUGCCCAUCAGUGCAGCCUCAUUAGCGCACAUCAGUGAAGAAGAAAAAUCACUUAUUUACUAAAUGUUUUAUAA
Molecule: messenger RNA, 368 nt
Organism: Staurois parvus
Lineage: Eukaryota; Metazoa; Chordata; Amphibia; Anura; Ranidae
Source: the annotation of a GenBank genome assembly